UUAAACUUUAGUCGAGUGAGGCGCAGCGGUGAAGCCAACAUGUUGCAACUGUGAGUGAUCAACUGAAUGUCUGUCAAUCAUUCAUCUGUUCAGUUAAAGACACAUUAUUGACAAAAGCGCGUCCUGUCGUCAUUUGUGCAGAAACAGGUCUGUGAUGAAACAUGAGCUGUGAGCGUCAGAAGCGCAGAGACGAGAUUCAGAGAGCGCUGAGGUUCAUCAAAUCGUCUUUGCCCUAUCCUGAACCUGAAGCCUUUGAGGGGUUUGUUAUUGAGCUGGUGUGUAAUCUCUUGGACGAGGGGAAUGCUGCGUUUCGAGAGCGCGAGUGGACGCAGGCGCUAGAUGAUUUCGGUGAGGGGGUUAGUGUGGCACAAUACUCUCAGGACGAGGGUCUGAAAGUGCCCGCCGCCCUGCUGGAGAGUCUGUACAUCAAUCGCGCCGCAACCCAUCAGAACAUGGGUGAGUUUGAUAGCGGGGUGAAGGAUUGCGAGCGUGCUCUGCAGGUGUGUAAAGACAGUCCUAAAGCAUUGUAUCGUAAGGCCAUGUGUUUGAAGGAGGCGGGGAAACUGAGAGAGGCGUACGACUGCACCACUGCAUGCCUGCUCGCAUCACCUCAGGAUACGACGGUGAGAAGUUUGGCACAGAAACUCGCUGUCAGUCUGAACUUGAAGAACAGUUCUCAUGAGGGGAACGCCUUGAGUUCUCUGGACGACUGGGAUGUGACGCCACCGUUAGAAGAGAUGUCUUUUAAUAGACUGGAGAGAGGGAAAGAAACUGCAGUUGGUUUGUCUGCGGGGUCAUCUCCUGUCUUACCCACUUAUGAGUGCCCAAGACUGUCUCACAGUCUGUCUGUCUCACAGCCGCUGGAGGACAAUGAUCUGAUGGGAGAUGAGCUGGACAGUCUACUGGACUGUAUGCCUAAAGAGGAGGACACACCACAGAGUGCCGUUGUCCCCAGCGGUCUGGUGUGUUUCUCCUCAUCAUCUCCUCGUCUUCCUCCUGCGUUCUUCUCAUCUGUGGGGAGUCGGUUAGACACUCUUGACUCCAUCACUAAACCUGAGGUGAACUCAGACGCUAUGGACACGUUAGACGCCAUCUGUCCACCGCAGGUUCUGCGUACUGGCUCUGAUGCCAUGCAGCGCCCCCUAGUGGUGGGAGGAGACGCACUCGAUUCACUGUCUGAAUUCAGUCUGCCAGGUGGGAAAGUCUGUCGUAGUUUUCUGCCGUCAAUCAAACUGAAAAACAUGUUGAAUCCUGCAAACAACCCUCAUACAAGGAAUGGUCAUGUGACCUCCACUCUUUCCUGUCUGUCCAAGAAUCCACUAGAACACACACAUGAGUUUACACAAGCCUGCAGGACCUGCUUCACUUCUACAGGUUCAGGUGUGUUGGACUUUGAGUUCAGGUCUGAUGUCACUCACACCUGUAAGAAAGAUCUUCUGCUGUGCAGGAGGAGGGGCGGAGCUAACUCACCCUGGAGGCGGAUCCGGGUCCGUCCAACUCAUAAAAACUUCCAGGGUGCCUUUGUGCUCUGUAGAGAGAUUAUAGAGAAUCAGGUGUGUAAGUUUGGCGAGGACUGCACAUUUGCAUAUUGUCAAGAAGAAAUUGACGUAUGGACGCUGGAGAGGCGGGGCUUACUGGUCAGAGAGCUGCUCUUCAAUCCACUAGCGACCAAUCAGAAACAAGCACUCAGCGUCAUCAAAAUCCUGAACGUACACAUGGGCAUGUUCAUGUUCCUCUGUGAGCCCUGUUUUGACUGUAAACCCAGAAUUAUCAGCAAAUGCUGGAAGGAGAAUCCUGCUCUGUGCACAAACCUGCAAACACAACAUCUGUUUGACAAGAAAAAAUGUUUGGUUCACGCGGUGAAGAACAGUACAGUGUGUUACAGUAAGAUUCGAGCAUUGACUCCUCUCCGUCAGUUUGACAUGUGUCGUCAUGAGUUCAGUUUUGGCUGUAAGAGAGAAGACACCUGCUGCUUCGCUCACUCACUCAUAGAACUGCAGACAUGGACACUGCAGAGAGACACUGGCAUCAAUCCUGAAGAGAUUGUGCAGGAGUCAAAAAAACACUGGAACAAACAGCGACCUGCGAUCGUUGCUUCACGUUCAUCUAAUAAAAUCACUGCUGCCAAAACAAACUGUCCAAUUAGAGUGGAGGAUGCCAACACGAAGGCGUGUCCUGUCCAGGGAACAGGAAGUGCUGACUCAGCUGAGGUCAAAGGUCACAGUCUAGGGCUGAAGUUUGUGUGUGGUCAGUGCUGGAGAGACGGGCUGCUCAGUGAACCGGACCGAGCGCUCAAAUACUGCACCGCUAAAGCCCGACACAGCUGGACUAAAGAGAGGAGAGUUUUAUUAGUGAAGUCUCAUGAGAAGAAAAAGUGGGUCACAGUGCGACCUUUGCCCUUCGCAAAGACCUUUCCUCAACAAUAUGACAUCUGUGUUCACGUGAUGAAUCAGCGUAAGUGUCAUUAUAUCGGGAACUGUACAUUCGCUCACAGUCAGGAGGAGAAAGAUCUGUGGACGUACAUGAAGGACAACGGCUUCCGAGACAUCCAGCAGGUGUAUGACGUCUGGCUCUCCACGUCCAAUCAGAACAGACCAUCUGACGGCACCUCACGGUCUCCGCCAAUGGAAGAGAAGCAGAUCACCAUGCCGACGGACUUUGCUGAACCGAUGCAGGACAGUUUUUACUGCGCUUUGUGUGGUAAACACAGUAACAGUGAUCGUCAGUGGCAGCAGCACAUCUCGUCUGAGAAACACAAGCAGAGAGUGUUGAGUGGAGAGGGAGAAGAUGAGAGUGUGGCCUGGUCAUAUCGCUUCCCUGGACCCUGUUUCUCCAUCUGCACCAGGUUGGAGGAGGGUUGUCCUGAUGGCGUGAGUUGUGACUUCGCUCACAGUGAGGCGGAGCUUCGGGAGUGGCACAAACGGCGGGAAUUUCUGCGCAGAAGGUUGGACAAAGCCCGAGCCGACAUGCUGAUAUCGCCAACUGACAACGAUUUUGGGAACUACAACUUUCUCCUUCAAGACUAAAACACACACAGUUCUCAUAAUGACAACUCAAUAAUUAACACAUCUAUCCCUGCAUUCUAAUGAGGCUUGCUCUGAAAAACCACAACAUUAAUGUCCACGGAUAAACGUUCACUGGAUCUCUCUGAAGGUGCUUCAUCUCCUCGUUUCAGUGAUUGUUGUCACCUGAUGUUCAGAGUUACUGUCAGUCCUGAUGAGAGCGAGCGAUGUUGAUGUUUUAAUCUGUGAAGAAUGAAGCUAAAAGACUUUUUUCUCCUUUAACAUGAAGUUGUGUCAGAUUGAUUUCUAAAGUUAGACCAAACCCUUUUUUUCAAUUCUCCUGGGGAAAAAAACAAGAUAUUACUUUAUUAUUCACGACUUCAUUAUUAUCUAUAAACUCAAAGCACUCGAGAUCAGACGAGAUCAGCGAUCAGAUGUUUUACUGUCGACUGUCUUUUGUGUUCGUGGUCGGUUCAUACGCUGAUUAAACGUGACAUCUGUAUGAUGUAACACUGUUAUCACGUGUUAUCUUUGUCAUUGGAGUUUUGUU
This is a messenger RNA of Xyrauchen texanus (razorback sucker), 3552 nucleotides long. RefSeq names its product zinc finger CCCH-type containing 7Ba (gene zc3h7ba). The record is from RefSeq and is a predicted model, not a curated record. The transcript is spliced from 23 exons. Gene Ontology annotation, biological process: miRNA processing. Lineage: Eukaryota; Metazoa; Chordata; Actinopteri; Cypriniformes; Catostomidae. The coding region runs from base 162 to 3026 and encodes 954 amino acids. Gene Ontology annotation, molecular function: metal ion binding; protein binding; miRNA binding.